AUGGUGAAUCAGCAUCUGACAAACGGGAAGCCGAUGCUGAAUAAACUGGGUAAGAGUAUGAGCUCGCUGCUGGGGAAUAGUAAGACGCCUGUGCAUGUGGUGCAGAGUGGGCAGAGUUAUCAGGGUCAGCCUCAGGGUCAGGCUGCUGCUACGACUACUAGUCCGCAGCCGCAACAACAGCAGUGGGGUCAGGUGCAGCAACAACAGCAACAGCAACAGUGGGGGCAGGGGCAUCGUCCUUCUCCUCCUCCUCCUCCUCCUCCACCACCACCUCAGGUAUCGAGUCCAUAUCAGCAAUCGAGUUAUUUCACGUCGACUCCGGGACACUCGGGACAUGGUGGUUACUCACCGCAGCAAGCACCUGUGACUCAGUCGUAUACGCCGCCGCCAUCAGCUACUGCGUCGGGCUAUGCACCGCAACAUGGUCAUGGUCAUGGUCAUGGUCAUGGCCAAGCAGGACACAACGCAUAUUCGCCGGCGGUGCAGGAACUACCGGGCUCGUAUGCGGUACAAGAGAGCGGUGUUAUUGCAGGCACGCCAAAUCAUGCUGCGAAUACGCCUCUGCACAUGGCUGGACAAUCUCCACAAGCACAAUGGGGGAGCCCAAUCCCGGCAACACAUUCGUCGGGACCUCAACAACAGCCAAUGCAUCCCUUGCAGCAUGUGAGUUCUCCAGUUAGUCCAGUCAGCCCAGAACAGCAGCAGCAGCAGCAUUGGAGUGGCAUGUCGGCGCCCCCAAAGCCAUAUAGCCCAGUUCAUGGGCUGGCACCACAUCACUCUACCAGUCCGUCGCCAACACAACAGGGGAACGCGAUACCUCCUCCGCCGGCACAUCACCAAGCGGCAGCACACUUUGCACCGCCAACAUUCGCUGUAGAACUGCCCGCGGACCUCGGAAAUCUCAGCCUUGGUUCAGCGGAGCCGGCCAAGGACAAUGGACGUCGUCUGAGUGUGAGGGCAAGCGAGGUGCCGCAGGCUGGCACAUGGAGGCUUGCCGACGCAGCGACGGAAAGGGCGACGGAUGAAUUCUACGUCUUGGCCGACUUGCUUUUUGAUGCAUUGGACAGGCAGUUUGAGCCUAGGAACACGGGCCUGGUGGAGGGGUCCAAGUUGAUGGGGAGUUGUCUGCUGAGGUUAAAUGAGGAUGAAAAGCGGCUAUUUGCGCAUCAAUCUUACGGGGCGUUUGCCAAGAUGUGGAGCAUCGAAGGCAUCCCGCACGUCAUGGUGCCGUGCGAGGGCGCACUGACGCCGAUUUGGAACUUUGACAGAGUCACACACGGCCAACAUGUCAGAGUUGGCGAGAGCAGCAGAGCGUCGCAGGCGCAGUACAUGCCGGCGCUGAACCGGGCGGGAUGGUACAGUUUCUUGCUGGUCGAGGCGAUGCGUGCGCCCGAGGAGCUUGCCAAGGUCGUGGCAGCCGUGGGCGCGGACAGACAGCCGGCUGGGCUGCUGGCCAAGGUCGACCUCAACAAGCUUGAUCGAACCGUGGACCCGGCGGUGCGAGCCAGGGCGGGCGAGCUGCGGGCGUAUGCCAUUGCCCAAGCGUGCGACGAGACGAGGGUUGCUAUGGAUAGGGAUGGAGGCGGGGGGAGA
This is a messenger RNA of Bipolaris oryzae ATCC 44560, 1593 nucleotides long. RefSeq lists its product as uncharacterized. NCBI's taxonomy places the organism in Eukaryota, Fungi, Ascomycota, Dothideomycetes, Pleosporales, Pleosporaceae. The record is from RefSeq and is a predicted model, not a curated record. The transcript has 2 exons. The annotation marks the transcript as partial.